AGCAUGCACAACAACACUUGUUCAUUGUAGUCAUUUAUUUUGUGAAAUGUUCCAUACAGUCACGGUAAUUAUAUCUAUUAUAACAGUAGCAAAACUGUCCUGUAUCUUAAAAACAAAUUCUUAUUUUGCCUCUAUGACAAGGAAGAAGUUCAUAAUGCCUUAUAAUAAAAUGAAAAUGUGACAUCUGUGUGUCAAAAAAGACAUCUCUUCAAUAAUAUUUGGAAUUUAGAUAUAUCCAACACCAACAAAAAGAAAAAUUGAUAAAAAAAAUACUGUGAACUGUAAAAUAAAUGAAGGUGGAAAAUAUAAAAGAACGUAUAAUUUUUAUAUUAUUUUUUACAAUUGUACUAGACAGGGUUCUUCUUAAACAUGUCUCAAGGAGUUGAAGCUGACUCAUCAUUGCCGACGUGGAAUAUCCUCGGCGAUAGUUUUCCCAAACAAUAUGAUACAAUUGAGGAAACCGAUAAGAAAUCAAAACCGGAAAACAUAAGCAAAAUUAAAUUAAAACUACAGGAUAUACAAGAUGCUCACAAUAGAAUCAAGAAUGACGUGGUUUUUACUCCGAUCAUUGAAGCUAAACAUAUAGGAAGAACCUUUUGCAAUGUUUUCUUGAAAUGCGAAAAUUUACAGAACACAGGAAGCUUUAAAGCGCGAGGGGCUUGUAAUGUUCUAUACAGCAUGUCACCUUCCGACAAGAGCAAAGGUUGCACAGUAUCAGGGGGUCGCAACUACCUCUUCGCGAUGACGUACUACGGAUUUCGACAAUCAGUGCCCAUCAAUGUGAUCGUGCCAAAGGAUUGUCCCCUCGUUGACAAGCAUCGAUACAAGGAAAAUUUUGCGAUUGUGAAAGUGCACGGCAAUGACCAUAAUGAUGCCAGCCUACAUGCUCUCACUUAUUGUGACGAAAUCGGCUCCAAUUAUGUGCACGGGUCAGAUAGAUUGGACUUAAUUGCGGGUUACGGCACACUGGGACUAGAAUUGCUGACUCAGAUGGAUAAAAUGGAUGCCAUCCUGUGUCCUGUCGGUAGUGGCGGUCUCGUAGCGAGCCUCGUGCUGGCUGUCAAGAGUCUGAAGCCUAACUGCUUGAUAUACGGCGUGGAAUGUGCGGCUGCUCCUACCAUGACUAGAGCACUCCAAGAAAAGAAGCCAGUCAUGAUUCAGCAGAACCCGACUAUCGCCGACAGCCUCUGCAGUGUAAUCGCCAGCAAUAACGCUUUUAACAUUAUCAGGGGGUACCUCGAUAGAAUGAUCACAGUUGAUGAAGUGUGGAUUUCACGUGCGAUGAUCAAUAUUCUGGAGCGCGAAAAAAUGGUGGUGGAGGGAGCAGCCGCUUGUCCUGUCGCUGCGGUUAUGGCUGGGAAGGUGCCGGAGUUGCGCGGUAAAAAUGUUGUCUGCGUCCUGUCGGGGGGCAACAUCAACAGCAGUCGGAUGUCACGGGUGAUCGACCGCGGCAUGGCGGCCGAGGGUCGGCUAGUCAAGUUCAGCGUGGCACUGCCGGACGUGCCUGGCGCCAUGGCCAAGCUUCUGGCCAGAGUCACAGACACUGGCGCCGAUGUCAAGAGCUUUGUGCCGGAACGCGCUUGGAUGAGACGCGAUAUUUUUACUGUUUCCAAUAACAGGCCCCUGAAGGAUGAUCGUCCACACAUUUUAUCAUUUGCUGAAAUUAAGCAGGCAGCGGAAAGGAUCGAAGGAGGCAUAAUACAUACACCACUAUGUGAAGCAAAAAUCAGUAAAUACAUGGACUACAAUAUCUAUCUGAAAUGUGAAAAUUUACAGUACACUGGCAGUUGCGCUGAGCGUGGUGUUCGCAACGCGCUGUUGGCGUACGGCGCAGAGGGUACCGAGCGUGGCGUGAUGGUGCCCUCCAACGGCAACAUGGCGUUGGCGGCGGCUUACCACGGCGGCACCCUCGGCCUGCCGGUAACAGUGGUGAUGCCGGAGCGCACUCCGCCGGCGCUCGCACAGCGGUGUUCAGAGCUCGGCGCCAACGUGCUCCUGUGUGGAGAAACGCUUGACGAUGUCAUGGCCUACACCAAGAAAGUACACCGAGACAACCGCCAGAUAUUACUUAAUUCGGAUGAUCCGUUGGUAAUGGCGGGUCUAGGGACGUUGGGAGUGGAGAUCAUCACACAGUUGCCUGAAGCCGACGCCGUGAUCGUGCCGGUGGCCUCCGGAGGGUUGCUGGCGAGCGUGCUCGUCGCCUGCAAGAAACUCAAGUGCUCCUGUCUUGUUUAUGGAGCUGAGUGCUCAAAGGUGCCGAAAAUGAUGAAGGCGCUGCAAGCCGGACAACCAGUCACAGUGACCCCGGUACCCAAUCUUGCUGAUGGGCUCAACGCCUCCACGGUUGGGAUGAAUGCAUUUGCAACUCUUAAAGGCAGACUUGACAGGAUGUUGGUUGUAGACGAGUUAUACAUCGCUCGGGCGCUGAUAUCGAUGUUGGAACGCGAGCGCCUGGUAGCUGACGGCGCUGGUGUUUGCGCUAUCGCUGCAGUCAUGCAAGGACUAGUGCCUGAGCUGAGAGGAAAACGGGCGGUGUGCAUAGUAAGCGGUGGUAACAUUGACUCCGGGAGACUGUCGCGCACGAUACAACGCGGGCUGGGCUCCAGCGGGCGGCUCAUGAGGUUCGCAGUGCCGAUCCUCGACCACCGCGGCGGUCUCGAACAGCUCGCCAAGACCAUCUCCGAAGAGAGCGCCGUGCUCAAGAGCUUGGUUACAGAGCAGGUGUGGGUGCACAGCGAUGUCGGAACCACCUGGGCCAAUGUGGUGGUUGAGACAUCGAAUGAGGAGCACGCGUCUGGUUUAAAAGACCGCCUGCGAGAUCUGUAUCCUACUGCCAGGUUUGCAGUCAUUGACCUUGAUGACAAACACAAAGUUUUUGUGCGAUGAAAAAAAUUACAAUUGAGUGUGUAUAUUUUAAAUAUUGUUUGCUAGUUGCGUAAUUUUUUUGUAAUGAAGUAAAAAUCAAAAGGUAAAUAAAAUUAA
Molecule: messenger RNA, 2982 nt
Organism: Helicoverpa zea (corn earworm)
Lineage: Eukaryota; Metazoa; Arthropoda; Insecta; Lepidoptera; Noctuidae
Exons: 17
Coding region: 370-2886 (838 amino acids)
Biological process (GO): L-threonine catabolic process; L-serine catabolic process
Molecular function (GO): L-serine ammonia-lyase activity; threonine deaminase activity; pyridoxal phosphate binding
Source: RefSeq, a predicted model, not a curated record